Messenger RNA from Ceratitis capitata (Mediterranean fruit fly), 1597 nucleotides. RefSeq names its product probable E3 ubiquitin-protein ligase bre1. The record is from RefSeq and is a predicted model, not a curated record. Lineage: Eukaryota; Metazoa; Arthropoda; Insecta; Diptera; Tephritidae. Bases 292 to 1542 code for a protein of 416 amino acids. The transcript is spliced from 9 exons.
AUAAGAAAAAAUAUUAAUUAAAUGACUAUAGCUCAUCUGCACCCAAUUGUUGGUCACUAUGCCAAUAGAAGAAAAUAACACUGUUCAGCAGAGCUCCGCGCCGAAAGUAAUAGAAAUCAAGAGAUCAUGUGAAAACUUAAUCAAUCAAACUCAAUUUGACUUGGAGAUUUUUAUGGUAUGUCACAGCAGACGCCUGAAUACAAACAUCAUUUACAUUAGCAUAUUCUGUUGUCGUUAUUUUCUUAUUACUUUUAAUUUCGAAAACUCAACGAAUGUAAUCAACGAGCCCACAUGCAGCAUGAGCAAAUACAUUUAAGAAAACAAAUCGAAGACAUAUUAACUGAAAAUAAAACAAUAAAUACGAAACUGGAGUCUCUUAAAACCGCAACUGUUCAAAUAGCGGGAGACUCUAGAGAUGAUGCCACGAGGGAAAAGUUUACGAACGAUGCAUUACUGAAUGUCAAAAAGCAAAUUGAUUUUCUAGAAGCGGAAAAUAAGGAAUUAAAAUUACUUAAUAAUACCUCUCGAAAAAGGAUCCAAAAUCUCGAAAAUGAGAUUCAAGGUUAUAGAAAUCAUUUAUGUAAAUCAAAUACCGUUACUGAGGUAAAACAGAAAUAUGACAUCGCUAUAAAAGUUCUGGAAAGCACUAUACAAACACAAAAGACUAAAAUUACAAGCCAAGCUCAAAUCAUCGAUAAUCUUACCGAGCAAAAGAAACAGUUGGGUAAACACAUUAAAAAUCUGGAGAGAACAUUGGAGGAAAAACAGAGCUGUAUAAAUAAUACGAAUGCAACAGAAACGAUCGAAAGACUAAGAGCUAAACUAAAUGAAUCAGUUCAACAAACUAAAGAACUUCAAUUAUCUUUGAAGAUGGCGAAAAAUGCAAUUGAAGAGCGUUACGAACGAGAAAAGUGUGCCCUGCAAAAGGUGCAGGAAGCAUUAUCGAUUGCCGAAGCAGCGGUGGUGGACAAAGAAGAUGCUCAGAAAAGGGAGCGGGUUGUUAAGGAGGAAUGUGACAAUUUAGCAUCUACCAUAGGUCAAGUAAUGGACGAAGCGGCGAAAAAAGUCGAAACAGAUAUGGAUGCGUUGCGUAAGAGAUUCAGUGAAAAGGAGAACAAAUUUUUAAAAUUCCAAAUGCUGAUGAGGGAAGAGUUGCAAAAACAAAAAAAAUUCAAUCGAAUUCUGGAAACCCAAUGUAGUAGAUUUCAAGAUAAAUACAUCGCCAGUAAGGAGGAAGUCGAAAAAUUGUCGAAGCAAUUAGAAAGUGCAGUGAAAGCUUUGGACGAAAUGGAGGAUAAGAUAAACGAACAAGAUCAUUUAUUAAAGGAGCAAAAGAUCAUAAUGCGGCGUGCAGAUGAAAAUGAAGAGGAAAUACAGCGAUAUGUCCACACAAACAAAAAAUUAACAGAAAAGUACAAAACCACUCUGGCAGACAUAAGGAGGGAAUUUGAAGGUGUAAUAUAUUCUCUGAAGAAGGAAAUUACAGUAUUAAAGGCUGAAAAACAUUUGAGUUCCAAGGACUACCAACAAAAAUUUACAUAAACUAAAAAAUGUACUUACAAAUUUAUUUUUAGUUUUAAUUUUUUACAUUAAACAA